AUGUUGUUGGGACCAUAUACAUUGGAAAUUAUUGUUGACGGCUCACCUAUUCCCGAGCUUAGCGAACCCGUGAGAAAUUUAAAAGUACCCACUUCCACCGGUCCUUCGUACGUUUUUAAUGAAUUGACCGGACAAUGGCAUAUUAGUGAUUCCAUCACUUUGGCCAAAGUACGAGAUCUUGGUUCAAACUUUGCCGUUAGGUUCUCCUCAUCAUCAGUUUCACCUUGCUCACCCCUAAUGGCUUAUCUCGUUAUUGAUGGUCAAUUGGACUAUCGUUACGUGGAAAUUUAUAAUACUGAAUUCCAUUCGCGAGAUCAUUUCUUAUCAUCUGAUAAAUCCACAAAAUAUUUCUUUAAAUUCAAUCAUUCCAUUUGGUCUGAUGCAUAUCAACCCGAGGGUUGUGACGGUUUCGAUCUUAACACAAGAUAUGGAGGUCUUGGUGCGGUUUCCUUGUAUUUUUACAGGGCAAGGUCAAUUAACGAAAAAUGUGAUAUCAUGCCACAAGUUGACAUCCGACAACUCGUCCUACCGGAAAGAAAGGUUACCAGAGAUAUUACAAUCUCUACAGGCUUUGAUGUGACCUUUAACCCUUUAGGCCUUACCAUUCCCAAUAUGAAUUAUUUACAAUCUUUGUAUAGCAUUCCUAUUGGAGUUUUGCACUUGCAUUAUAGACCUGUAAAUUUUGUUUCGUUACCUAUUCAUUAUCCUCCAUGUGAAUUUAUCACACAUUAUUUUACUCGCGACACGAUGAUGGAUCCAAAGCAAGGAUCCAAGUAUGGUGGAAUCUUACCAAUCAAGCAAGGACCGGAAUGUAAUGAAUCCUUACAAGUACCCGAUUAUAAUGAAAUCUUGUCAAGAAAGCAAGAACCCGAAUGUAAUGAAUUCUUAUCAUUAAGACAUGUACCAAAAUUAAGUGGAUUUACACCGAUAAAGCAUGAAGACUCGAACCAAUUCAUUACGAAUGUCAGGGAAGAAAUUAAAGAAGAAUUAAACCUUCCAAUCAAGAUUGAAACGACUUGUAUGAUCACCAAGCGCCGUGAUUUUGUGGAUCGCAAGAAAAACAAAGCUGGAGGACGUACGAAGACGAAUAAAAAUCAUCGUACUUGUAAGAAAAAUUUACGUAAACAAUAA
Funneliformis mosseae is the source of this 1131-nucleotide messenger RNA. NCBI's taxonomy places the organism in Eukaryota, Fungi, Glomeromycota, Glomeromycetes, Glomerales, Glomeraceae. The record is from the annotation of a GenBank genome assembly.